GCAUUACAGCGUCGGCAUCGUUAGUGAGGUGCUAGCGAAGUUAAUUAGAAAAAAAAACAGUUUGAAAUAAGAUAAACGCUUUAAUAACAGCAAUUGGUCCAUAAAAAUGAAAGUUGGUAUCAAGUCUUGGCUCAUCGCUGUUGGCUGUGUGGGGACGUUGUAUAUUUACUUUAUUCUAAAACCAAACAGAUCUUUUGAUAUCAUUGAUCACGAACAUUUACUUUCAAAAUUCAACUUUUCUCAGUCUCCCACAAAGAAUGCCAAACAUGAUCAUCCUUCAAUUUCACUCUAUAUGAGAAUGUCAGGUAAAAGAGAUGACCAUAGACAUAGAUUUUACUGCAACAUGUUGAAGACGAUUCCUCUUUUCUGGCCAGGAUGGAUGGGCAAAAUGGUUCUUGUACUUGAUAAUGAAUCAGAGGAGGAUCACACCUUUGGUGAAACACUAUUGAAUCAAACGAAAAAACAUUUUCCCAAUCAAACUUUCAAAGUAGAAUACGAGCCACUACCAAAGGAUCCGCUGGUUUUAACUUAUCCUGGACAGCUAAAUCUACCUGGUUAUAAUCGUCAGUUAUGGAACAGCUUUUUCAUAGAUCUUUACGCCGAUGACGAGGUGAUAGCUUGGUUGGAUAGUGAUUCGCCAUUCAUUUUCCCAGUUACCCUGUUAACUAUAAAGCCAAAUGGCAAAGUAAGAAUCCUUGGUUCAGAAUGUGCAAUGAAAGUUGCCUGGGGAGAAUCAUGGGCAAAAACCACAAAGUUGGCGAUAGGACUGCCACAAGUGGCCGACUUUAUGACAUACUUUCCUGUGUACAUCUACCGUAAUACGUUUACACACUGCAGAGAGCACAUAUUAAAAAACUUCAAUACAAGUAACUUUGAAGAAGCAUAUCAACAAUUUCACGAAACAAGCAAUUUUCUUUCUCCAGUAAAUGUUAUCAUCAGCUACGCUUGGUUCUUUGAGAAAGAUCGCUACGACUGGAAUAUAGGAGUUUGCAGUGAUUUGAAUGUUUACAACAGCCAUAUGAACGGCCUUUUGGAAAGGCUUUUUAUUCUCUAUCCAUGUAUUGGAAAUCACACUCAUUAUUACUUAGAUGUCUUAGAACGUCAUAUCAAGAAAGUUGGUGUUGAAAUCAAAGAAAACAAACGAAGAACGACAUGGGAUGACGUCACAACAGUUGAUUCUAUUGCCCGCAAAACAGGUGUAAACAGUUCGCCACAUUGGCUACAACCACUUUCAUUUUAUAUGAAGUCUCACAUGAAAUGGCCAGACAUGCCUAAUCUUGUCUUGAAUCAGCCUUUACUUAGCUCAAUAUUAAACCGUUACUUUAGAGUCAUUUGCUAA
Messenger RNA from Xenia sp. Carnegie-2017, 1339 nucleotides. RefSeq lists its product as uncharacterized. The record is from RefSeq and is a predicted model, not a curated record. Lineage: Eukaryota; Metazoa; Cnidaria; Anthozoa; Malacalcyonacea; Xeniidae. The transcript has 4 exons. The coding region runs from base 107 to 1339 and encodes 410 amino acids.